UUUAUACCUACUCUAGUUUAUUUAUUUUGAAUAUUUUAUUGAAAUCCGGCAACGCUGUGCGCACAAAGCUCGCACCGGGGUAAACGACUAGAAUCAAUUAAAAUAAUGCCUGGUGUCGCGAAGACGAAUUCAUCAGAAUCAGCGAAUGAUACUGAAACUGGUCAGAGUAAAAUUGCUGGUGUCUUAGAAAAACAGACAAGCGAAGAUAACGUUGAAGAGAAAAGUAAAGCAAAACUCUUGAAAAGAAUGCCGAAUAUAAAAGUAUUUAGUGGAACUUCUCAUCCUGAUCUCGCUCAAAGGAUAGUCGAUCGUUUGGGUAUCGAUCUAGGAAAAGUUGUUACAAAAAAAUUCAGCAAUUUAGAAACAUGCGUGGAAAUAGGGGAAUCCGUAAGAGGAGAGGAUGUCUACAUCGUUCAAUCCGGUUGUGGGGAAGUAAAUGACAAUCUGAUGGAAUUGUUGAUUAUGAUAAAUGCUUGCAAAAUUGCUUCCGCGAGUCGAGUUACCGCCGUCAUUCCAUGCUUUCCAUAUGCUAGACAAGAUAAAAAAGAUAAGAACGUCUCAAGCGAAAAAGAACUCCAUGUGGAGAAGUGGAAGUCGAUUGAGUGGAAAUUUAGGAGCCGAGCUCCGAUUUCAGCAAAAUUAGUGGCGAAUAUGCUCUCGGUGGCCGGCGCCGAUCACAUCAUAACCAUGGAUUUGCACGCCUCCCAAAUUCAAGGCUUCUUCGACAUUCCUGUAGACAAUUUGUACGCCGAACCGGCCGUUCUGAAAUGGAUCAAAGAGAACAUAGCGGAAUGGAGGAACAGCAUAAUCGUGUCUCCAGACGCGGGCGGAGCCAAAAGGGUCACUUCGAUUGCCGAUAGGAUCAAUGUGGAGUUCGCCCUUAUUCACAAAGAGAGGAGGAAGGCGAACGAGGUGGCUUCUAUGGUGCUGGUAGGAGACGUCAAAGACAGGGUCGCCAUAUUGGUGGACGAUAUGGCCGAUACGUGCGGUACCAUUUGUCAUGCAGCUGAAAAACUGAUGGAAGCCGGCGCCACCAAAGUGUACGCUAUUCUAACUCACGGUAUUUUCUCCGGACCGGCCAUAUCGAGGAUAAAUAACGCCUGUUUCGAAGCGGUGGUCGUUACGAACACCAUACCGCAAGACGGGCAUAUGAAAGAUUGCUCAAAAGUACAGUGUAUCGAUGUUUCCAUGAUGUUUGCAGAGGCAGUAAGGCGUACCCAUAAUGGGGAAUCAGUAUCGUAUUUGUUUUCUAAUGUACCAUACUAGAAACUAGAAAAUUAAUAUUUACCAAACAAAUAUAAUUUUUUUACAAAAUUUCACAUACUUAUAGUUCAACUAAUCUACAUACCGUGAGUUACGAUUUGUUUUAAUUUUUAAUUUUUUUUUUUUUUGUUAAAUAUCAAAAAUUGUAGAUUAAUUUAUCAAUGG
Molecule: messenger RNA, 1428 nt
Organism: Psylliodes chrysocephalus
Lineage: Eukaryota; Metazoa; Arthropoda; Insecta; Coleoptera; Chrysomelidae
Source: the annotation of a GenBank genome assembly